Messenger RNA from Frieseomelitta varia, 1100 nucleotides. RefSeq lists its product as uncharacterized. The transcript is spliced from 6 exons. The record is from RefSeq and is a predicted model, not a curated record. NCBI's taxonomy places the organism in Eukaryota, Metazoa, Arthropoda, Insecta, Hymenoptera, Apidae. The coding region runs from base 411 to 1100 and encodes 229 amino acids.
UUGGCGGAAUUCACUUUUCGAGUGAAGCGCGGCACGUUCCGCGGUGGUUAAAAUCGGCGAGAGGAUCUUCAAUUGACUCCUCGUGCUCGCCGAUGAAGGAUGAUCUUCGCGAAGAAUCGUCGUCCGUUCGUCGACCUUCAUCGAUCCUCGUCUCGUCGAUCGCCAGUGUUCGUCAGACCGACAACGAGAGUCACGAGCCGUUAGAAAUACAAAGUUUCGAGGACUAAUUUCGGAGAGGGAGAAAGAGAGACCGUCUUCUCGCUGGAAGUUCUUUAGCAGCGAUCGAGAGAAACGAGCAAUUUCGUGGAUCGAGGGAAUUGUGAGUGCCGGUGGAAUCGAGUCUCUCGAGGGAGGAGAAAGAGAAAGAGAGAGAGAGAGGAUCAGAGUGAGAUGCACGGCCCACUGUGAAAAUGCUGGUGGACGAUUGUGGCAGCGCUAUGGGGUGGACUUCGGCCAGCGUGCGCGGAGGUUGGUCCACCCCGGGCGGCUGUAGAAAUUCAGCGAUGAACUUCGGUGGAAGCGUGCCCUCCCUCCAUCCCGCUGGAUCGAUAAGAUCGCUGCGAUCUCAGCAUUCUAUGCAGGGCGUGCCGGAGACACCGCGAAGAUGCAUGCACUGCCAUCCGGUACACGUGCCGAGCACCCCGAACAAUUACGUUCACCACCCGAUGCAGUACUACACGCCGAGUCACUGCCCCGAGCCCAGGAACGGUGUCUACACACCUCAUCGGGGCAGUUCUUAUCACGGUGAUACUCGGAUGCGUUAUAUGGACGCAGAAGGAAGUAUCCACGAUGGCAUAAUGGGGAAUAAUAAUUGGGUGCUUGGCGAUUUGAGAAGUCUACAUCGUUGCGUUCCAGCCUUUCGUCGUCCAGGUAUAGACAGCGUAGGUAUGCGAACGCACUUCUACCCAGAGGGUGGCUGGGGGUGGCUAGUUUGCGCAGCCGGGUUCCUCGCCCUGUUGCUCACCACUGGAAUGCAGCUCGCUUUCGGGCUUCUUCACGUUCACGCUCUGCGACGAUUCGGCGAGGAACACCUUAUGGAUCUCGGUCUCAGAGAUGAUUUGAUUUUCUUGUCAAGGUGGGAUUCACCUGGGACUUUUUGA